GCCUGCUGAUUUAUGACGCCUCGGGUACUGCCACACGUUCCUGACGGCAAUCCGGCAGCGAUCUAGAGACGCCCUUCCGUGGUAGUUCGGUCCACCAGUCUUAUCAUCAUGCCCAUCGGUGACCUCCUUGCCGAGAUCAGCGGUGGCCAGUCAUUUCCUGCGCCGCCCGAGAAGACCUCGACGUCGUUAGGCAUCAAGCGCAAGGCGGAAGGUGAUCCGCCCAAUACAGCCUCGGCCAAGUACAACAAAGCACGACAGCACGAUGUGCCUUCUUCGGCAAGCAGGGUCGCUCGCGAUGUGAAAAAAGAUGACGCCGACCGCCCCAGGACUGCGGCCUCCGUUCCCGCCAGAUCGUCGACCCUGCCUCAUCGGACACAUUCGCCGUCGACAAAUGGCCGCCCCUAUCAACCUCCUACGCCAAAUGGACAGCGUAUAACCGCCUCCUCAAAUGGCAGGCCUUCGUCUGGGCCGGUUUCCAGCACUUCCCAGCCGAAGCAGCCUUUGAUUCCCGCUUCCCGGCCGUCGAAGCUCAACACGGCGUCUCAGCCUCUUUCUAAACCACCCCCGGCGAAACCCUCGCCUACCACCCCAACUCCCUCGGACCCAUCCAAGGCGCCGAAGAAGGGCUCUUUCCAGGAGAUAAUGGAGCGUGCCAAAAAGGCCCAGGCAACGAUGAACAAGGCCGGCAUGAUUCAACACAAGCCUAUGGACAGACGAGACCGAGGCUCCGGAAAGGCGGAGCCGAAACCCAACAUCGUGAAGGGGAAGAGUGGAAAGGCGUACGCUGGAAAUGGCCGGACACCUGCUAAUCCUUCCCGUGACGGUGCACGGCCCGCCGCGGGAGGUCGCGAAGGAGGCCGGAACGGUACCACCAAGGACGCCAAGGUAGAUAGCAAGCAGGCACGUGGCUCCCCAGCAGGUGAAGUGCCGGAGAAGAAGGUCAAGAAAUCAGCAACUGCCACUACGGGCUACACUGGAACCGCGCGCCCUCGACCCGGCGCGUCGUCGGACAAACCGUCUUCUAGGAAACAGGUAUCAUCUUACCGUGGGGGUGGGCUCCUGGCACCACCUAGCCGUCGGGAUCGGUACGAAAACGAGUACGACGAUGAUAUGGACGACUUUAUCGAGUAUGACGACGACGACGAGCCCGACCCCAGAGGUAACGGGUACGGCUACGAAUCCGACGGCUCUAGCGAUAUGGAAGCUGGCUUAUCCGACAUCGACGUAGAGGAGCGAAGGGCGGAGAUACUAGCACGCGAGGAGGACAGACGCGAGCAGGCCCUCGAGGAGAAGCUGAAGCGAGAGAAGGAAGAGCGAAGGCGACGACUCGCUCAGGGCUGAUAGGGGUGCCCGGCCGCCGAUGAUGAGAUCUUACGACAACGGCCUCAUCUGUGAAUACGGGCCUUUUUUUUUCAAGUCUUCCACAGAUCCGCU
Durotheca rogersii is the source of this 1434-nucleotide messenger RNA. RefSeq lists its product as uncharacterized. The record is from RefSeq and is a predicted model, not a curated record. Lineage: Eukaryota; Fungi; Ascomycota; Sordariomycetes; Xylariales; Xylariaceae. The transcript is spliced from 2 exons. Bases 109 to 1341 code for a protein of 410 amino acids.